AUGAGCUCCUGGAUCAACGAGGCCGCUGUCCAGAAUCACAAUGGCAACGGCUUCCCUCACAUCAACGACCACUCUGCUGUCCCCGGAGCCAUGAUGGACCCUUCCGCGUACAUGGGCAAUCCCGCCCAGUUCAAUCCGCAAUUCGCGAACCCGCAGCAGAUAGUAAUGAACAAUGGCUCCAUGCGCAAUGCCUCGCCUUCGUUCCCGAACCCAAUGUAUCAGACGAACCCCGUCAUCCCAUCGAAGCGGCCUCGCCCGCGCGAGGACAGCUUGGGGCAGUCGCCGCGACAGGCGCCUGGUAUGUUGCCGACCUCGCGCGCCGACACUCCUCAGCAGUCACCCUUCUCGGGUUUCCCGCAGCCGGGGAUGCAGCCACAGUCCUCCGGCCAGCCUUCCCCCUAUCCUCAUCUCCAAACGAAUGGCUCCGCGAAUGCGACGCCUUCGCCCAUCAUGAGCAACCAAAUGCGACCUGGGAGCGUUCCUCAAAGAGUCUCGACAACCUCUCCUCACCCGUUUUCGCCCGCGACACAACAAUUCCCCCAGGCAUCCCCAAUUCCAUCCGAUCAUGGCGGCACGCCGCAACCCUUCAUGCAACAGAAUAGCUUCCAGCCCAACUUCAACCCCCAGUUCGCGCAAGCGCAAUCGCCCGCGCGGCCGUCACCGACUCCAAACGCAAUGGGCGGACAGAUGAUGGCGCAGCAAAUGGGUCAGAUGCCUCAGCAGAUGCAGUUACAAGGUCAAAUCCCGCAAAUGCCGGGCCAGAUGCCAAAUCAAAUGGGCCAGCUACACAACCAAAUGGCAGGUCAGAUGCAGAAUCCCAUCUUCCCCCAACAAAUGCCACAGGCUCGGAACACGAUAGACCAGCAAAGAGCGAUGUACCAGAUGCAGCUCCAGCAGCAGCAAGCUCAGCGGAGUGGGAUGCAAAUACAGCAUAUGGGUCCACAAAACAUGAUGCAUCCGCAAGCUAGUCCAAACCAAGCGCAAUCUCAAGCACAGGCACAAGCGCAAGCCCAGGCGCAAGCACACGCUCAGGCGCAAGCUCAGGUGCACAGGAACAUGAUGGCUCCAAGGCAAGGCAUGCCUAAUGGCCAGAUGCCACCGGGAGCGAUGAGGCAGCAGCCAGGUCUUCCUCAGCAACAGCAGCAACAUCAGCAACAGCAGCAACAGCAACAUCCGAAGCAACCGCACCAGCCGCAACAACAGCCGCAGCAGCAGCCGAUGGGUAGGAUGCCAGCACCGGACCAAUUCAUGAAGAAUCUUACAAUGUUCAUGAAUUCGAAAAAUAUGCCUCUAGACUUGAAUCCGAUUGUCGAAGGGCGUCCAGUUCACCUGAUGAACCUCUUCCAGGUCGUGUAUCACAAGUUUGGCGGUUAUCGCAACAUCUCGCAGUCUAAUAACUGGCCUCAAGCUUCACAUGCGCUAGGAUUUCCACCACAGCAGUUCCACUCGGCUCCCCAGCAGCUGAAAAAUAUAUACGAGCACAAUAUCCUGAGGUUUGAGGAGGUGUGGUCGUCACAACAGAAGGUUCGAUUGCAGCAGCAAGGGGGAAUUCCAAACGCGCCAAAUGUACAACCUGGAACUCCCAAGGCUAUGCCACCCGGACCAAUGCAGACCUCGCACAUGAUGCAGCCGGGGCAGCCGCCGCAACAGCUCCAGCAAGGUCCGAUGCAAUCUCCUGUCAAGCCACCCGGCCCACCGCAAGGCAUGAACGGGUUCCCCGGUCCGCAACAUCAUCCUGGCCAGCAUCCGAUGAACUCAGUGCAUAGUCAUCGGAACAGCGUCUCGAGGAGCGUGCAGCCGACGCCCACGGCCGAGGAAUUCCCAUUGGCCUCUCCGGCGCAGAGCAAAGCAGGGUCCAUGUCCCUACCCGGUUCUGCUCAUCCUGAAAGCCACGGAAUGCAGGAUGAAGGGAUGGCCUCCAUGCAGUUCCCGGCACCAUUCGCAACCGACGCGGAAGAAUAUAUGCCUUGCUCGAGGGAGCUCACAACAUUUGGCGGCGUGGAUUUGGUCGCAACUGUGAAAACCGCCGAUGAUCUGUUGAAGUAUAAGCCGGACGUUCCUGCUCCCAUAGAUUUGGGCAACGUCGACGUACACGCCCUGAACAAGAGUAUUCAGAGCGGCAUACACGGUGAGGUUCGACUUGCCUUGGAUACUUUGGCAUCCUUGACCUGCAUCGAGUCUUACCAUGGCAUCUCGAUUCCGCAAAUCGAUCUCCGGCUAUGCGACGACCUAGUUGACUCUCUGGUCGAGUGUGCUGAGGAGCAAGCAGAUCAGCUUGCUGAAAACUCGGAGGAGGCAUCGAAUGAGGUCACUAUUCCUCUUUACGAGGACGUCAUUCGUGCAUGCCGGUCCGAGAGGUUCGCAUUGCGAAACGUGCCGCUAUUUGGUUCUCAAGCGUACGAGCUCGACCGGGCUGUCGACCGACUAAUAUGUAUCACCACCAUUCUCCGAAAUCUUUCUUGCCGCGAAGACAACCAGCAGUGCCUCGCGGAGGACACCGUCAUCAAAUUCAUCUGCGUGGUGAUAAGAUAUCUUGGCACCCGGGAGAUGCUUCUUAGGACCCAGGUGAACACGUUGGAUUUGAUGAAAGAUCUGGUCAUUCUGCUCUCGAAUAUCACCAGCAGAGUGGAGAUUCCGGGUCGAGAACAGGCUUUCUGUCUUCUCCAGUUUUUGCUAGCCUUUGCGCCGUCCCCGAUUCCAACACUCUCCAGCGACAAACUGUACUUUGCAUCAUACGAUCCGGCUCUUCAUCCUUACCUCCCUCACGCCGUCGACUCGCUGGCGAAGCUGUUAGCAAGGGAUGAGCCGAAUCGGACAUUCUACAAGGCGAUAUUUGCUUCCGAUAUUGCAAUCACGGCAAUCCCGCCCGGCGAACUCCUUACUCGAGCCUUUGCACUUGCCAUCUCACCGAUCCCCGACCAUUCUCGCGACGCUCGGCCUUCGAACCUACCUUCAUUGGUUGAGGCGCGGAAGCCUUUCCUGAUGCAAGGUCUCCUUGCUGCCGACAUAAUAGCUGCUCUAGCACCUGGAUUCGAAAGUGGUGUAACGCGCGCGUGGCUUGCGUCAGGCAACGGCUUUGCCCAAAACCUCUUUCUCCUCGUUCGCCAACUCAGCGCUCAGUUUGAGGGUCAGCCUACCAGGUCCGGAGGUGGACAGCAUAGGAACCAUGCCAAGAAGGAUUUGGAGCUUGUGUACAUUGUGGGACUUGCCGUGAGCACUUUGAAACGGCUGAGCGAGAAAGCGCGGGAUCCGAACAAUCCUACAGGGGAGAGUAGCAUACCACCCAAUGUCCUCCCUGGCAGAGACAGUCUUCUGGGCGCGCUACAGAUGCAGGCGCAGGAAUGGAGCAAAGGAAUGUUGGCCGACUUGGUGGCGUAUGCUGGCCUUGAAGAUUGA
Molecule: messenger RNA, 3396 nt
Organism: Lasiosphaeria miniovina
Lineage: Eukaryota; Fungi; Ascomycota; Sordariomycetes; Sordariales; Lasiosphaeriaceae
Exons: 1
Coding region: 1-3396 (1131 amino acids)
Biological process (GO): regulation of transcription by RNA polymerase II
Cellular component (GO): nucleus; SWI/SNF complex
Molecular function (GO): transcription cis-regulatory region binding
Source: RefSeq, a predicted model, not a curated record